Molecule: messenger RNA, 1683 nt
Organism: Oryza sativa Japonica Group (Japanese rice)
Lineage: Eukaryota; Viridiplantae; Streptophyta; Magnoliopsida; Poales; Poaceae
Product: zealexin A1 synthase
Molecular function (GO): oxidoreductase activity, acting on paired donors, with incorporation or reduction of molecular oxygen; monooxygenase activity; iron ion binding
Source: RefSeq, a predicted model, not a curated record
GAAAAUGAGCAGCAGGGGAUCACCUAAUCACAAACUAAUCACACAGCUCGGAUUGCUCAAUCAUGGACGCAGCUGUGUUCUGCUGCUUGCUAGCUCUUCUUCCUCUUCUACACUACCUCAUCACGCUCUUCCUCCAUGGCUCACGCGACAGCGACCUGCGGCUACCUCCUGGGCCAUGGCGCCUCCCGCUCAUCGGCAGCCUCCACCACCUGUUCUUCGGCGCGCUCCCGCACCGCGCGCUGCGCGACCUGGCCCGCCGCCACGGCCCCCUCAUGCUCCUCGCCUUCGGCGACGCCCCUGUGGUCGUCGUCGCGUCCACGGCCGGCGCGGCCAGAGAGAUCCUGCGGACGCACGACGACAACUUCUCGUCGCGGCCGCUGAGCGCCGUGGUGAAGGUGUGCACCAGGCGCGGCGCGGGCAUCACGUUCGCGCCCUACGGCGAGCACUGGCGGCAGGUGCGCAAGAUCUGCCGCCUCGAGCUGCUGAGCCCCAGGCGCAUCCUGGCGUUCCGCGCCAUCCGCGAGGAGGAGGCGGCGCGGCUCGUCCGGGCCAUCGGCGUCGCCUCGCCGCCGCUCGUGACGAAUCUGAGCGAGCUCCUCGGCAACUACGUCACGGACACGACGGUGCACAUCGUGAUGGGCGAGCGGUUCCGGGAGCGCGACGCCCUGCUCCGGUACGUCGACGAGGCGGUGCGGCUGGCGGGCAGCCUCACCAUGGCCGACCUGUUCCCGUCGUCGAGGCUGGCGCGGGCGAUGAGCAGCACGACGCUGCGCAGGGCGGAGGCGUUCGUCGAGUCCCUCAUGGAGUUCAUGGACCGAGUCAUCAGGGAGCACCUCGAGAAGAAGAGGUCGUGUCAGGGAGGAGAACGCGAGGAGGACCUCAUCGACGUCCUCCUCCGGCUCCAAGCAGAAGGAAGCCUGCACUUCGAGCUCACCAUGGGCAUAAUCAGAGCAGUCAUUUUUGACCUUUUCUCGGGUGGGAGCGAGACGGCGACGACGACGCUGCAAUGGGCCAUGGCGGAGCUGAUGAGGAACCCUGGGGUGAUGUCCAGAGCGCAAGCCGAGGUUAGGGAAGCCUACAAGGACAAAAUGGAGGUAACCGAGGAAGGCCUAACUAACCUAACCUAUCUACAAUGUAUCAUCAAGGAGACCCUGCGGCUGCACACUCCCGGGCCAUUGGCUCUACCAAGGGAGUGCCAGGAGCAAUGCCAAAUACUCGGCUAUGACAUACCGAAAGGAGCUACGGUACUCGUGAAUGUAUGGGCUAUUUGCACAGAUAACGAGUUUUGGGAUGAGUCGGAGAAGUUUAUGCCAGAGAGGUUCGAGGGUAGUACAAUAGAACACAAAGGUAACAACUUCGAGUUCAUACCAUUCGGUGCUGGGCGAAGAAUAUGCCCUGGGAUGCAAUUUGGGAUUGCUAAUAUUGAGCUGGCUCUCGCAAAUCUUUUGUUUCAUUUUGAUUGGACUCUCCCUGAGGGCACUCUCCAUAGUGAUUUGGAUAUGACGGAAACGAUGGGGAUCACUGCUAGGAGGAAGGAAGACCUUUAUGUGCACGCUAUUCCAUUUGUACAACUCCCCUAAUCCUAGUUGUUUCGUGUCAUUAGCUUGUUGGUUCUCCUCGCACUACUGUACUUCGACUCUUGGAGAAGAAGAAUAAAAACACACAUGCCAUUUUAAUCCUACA